AUGUUCGAUAAGAAGACACUGGGCAUGGAAAAUCCUUUUGCGGCGACAUUCGCGGAGGAGCGCUCCGACUUGCCCCUCCCUCUGCAGAAACGCCUGCCUUUGAAGCAGUUGAGCUCGAUGGUCGAUGGAACAUUCACAGGGAAGCAGAUGGACAUGAAACUCACACCUCAUGCAGCCCUUGGCCGGGCCAUCAGGGUCUACCAACAUGCAAUUUUUGCUCAUGAAAUGCGGGAGUUUAGCCUGGAGGAGGUCUACAGCAAGAGUGGGUAUUCAAACAAUGGUAUGACCGGCAGCUUCAAUAAGCAUGCAGUCAUCAAGGACAUGGUCACCGAACGACUCUUAGAUGUCCAGGAGAUCAUCGAAGUGCUAUGCGAACAUGUUGAACGAAUCUAUAAGGCCCCUGUGGCAAAGAUCCACGAACUUCUUUCCAACCAACACGCUAUGAUGAAGGAUCAGACCAACUUCAAGAACCUUCUGGAUUCCACAUAUGAACGUCUCGUUGUCUCACAGCUUGGAAAGGGCAACGAGUUCCUUCAGGAUCUUGUUCAGCACAGUACUGCAUCUGUCCGCGUGGACCUGAUGCAGAAGCACCUUGAUCUAGCCAUGCUUGCAGGAGCCAGGCCCAGGAAGGACAGUUGUUGGGCGCAGACCGUGAGCUGUAGCUGCUUCAAGGGUAUUAAGCAGUACCUGAAAGUAUUGCAAGGAUUAUUGGAUGGUGAAGCAGACACGGAUGACGUCCAGGUGGCCCAACGCAUGCCUGCGAUGACCAACUUUGUAGAAGGUGGCGGCGAAGACUUUCCUGUAGAAGAUUACCAGAGGGUGGACGUGGAUGGGCUCAACAAAGCAGCAGAUAAGUACUUCACGAUCUUGAAGGGACAGAUCGCAAUCUUGGUGGAACAGACCUUGGACGACAAGGUCUACACGUUCAUGGAAGGAAAUUCUCUGAAUAGCAACAUUUACACGGGCAUCUUGUGUCAAGUCCACAGGGAAUUGAAAGGAAAAGACUUGCCCGAGUUUGCUGGAGGGUUGUGGGUCAUCCAGAGGAUUCCACCUGCAUCGAUUUGUUUUGUUUUAUAG
Messenger RNA from Durusdinium trenchii, 1077 nucleotides. The record is from the annotation of a GenBank genome assembly. NCBI's taxonomy places the organism in Eukaryota, Dinophyceae, Suessiales, Symbiodiniaceae.